Messenger RNA from Cladophialophora carrionii CBS 160.54, 957 nucleotides. RefSeq lists its product as uncharacterized. Lineage: Eukaryota; Fungi; Ascomycota; Eurotiomycetes; Chaetothyriales; Herpotrichiellaceae. Bases 1 to 957 code for a protein of 318 amino acids. The transcript has a single exon. Gene Ontology annotation, molecular function: oxidoreductase activity, acting on the CH-OH group of donors, NAD or NADP as acceptor. The record is from RefSeq and is a predicted model, not a curated record.
AUGGCAUCAGGACGCUGGCCUCCCCACUACGGCAUGCAGUUCACAAACACACUGCAUCAAAAGGCCGAGGGCCCGACGCUGCCCGAGAACAACCCGUCGCCGGGCUACAUCGUGGUGGUGACGGGCGCGGGCAAGGGCCUGGGCGUGUACAUCUCGCUGGCGUACGCACGCGCGGGGGUCACGGGCAUCUGCAUCUCGAGCCGGACCCAAGGCGACCUGGACGCGCUGGAGAAGCAGCUCGCCGAGGUGAACCCCAAGCUCGAGAUCCUGUCGUCCAUCUGCGACACGACCAAGCCCGAGGCGGUCAAGAGCCUGGCCGAGCAGGUCCGCCAGAAGUGGAAGGGCCGGCUGGACGUCGUGGUGGCCAACGCGGGUGUCAUCUCAGAAUACGUCUACGACGUCGACCCCGAGACGGGGGAGAAGUCGAACCGCCGGCUGCCCCGGGGCAUCGUCGAGGACGACGACUUCCAGCGCGUCAUCGACAUCAACUUGCUCGGAUCGUACUACGUGGCCAAAUACUUCACGCCGAUCCUCGUCGCGCCGGAGAACCCGAGCGCGGUGCGCAGUUAUAUCGUCAUGACCAGUCUGGCCAGCCAGUUGACGCAGAGCAACUUUGUGCCCACGGCGUACAAUGUCGCGAAACUGGCCAACAACCGCAUGGUCGAGCACAUGGCCGAGGACCACAAGGCCCAGGGCCUGCUGGCCUUCGCCGUCCAUCCGGGCGCCGUCUUGACCCCUCAAACCGAGCAUCAUUCGACGCAGAAGGGAGACGCGUGGGAUACCCUCAUGAGCGAAGAUAUCGGCCUGUGUGGCGGUUGGUUGACUUGGCUGACCAAGGAGAGGAGGGACUGGUUGAGUGGGAGAUAUCUCGCCGUCACGUGGGACGUGGACGAGUUGCAGGCCAAGAAGGACGAGAUCGUCAAGGAGGACAAGUUGAAGUUCAAGAUGACCGUGUAG